Gordionus sp. m RMFG-2023 is the source of this 3329-nucleotide messenger RNA. Its product is annotated as centrosomal protein of 97 kDa-like. The transcript is spliced from 15 exons. Gene Ontology annotation, molecular function: protein binding. Lineage: Eukaryota; Metazoa; Nematomorpha; Gordioida; Chordodea; Parachordodidae. The coding region runs from base 122 to 3052 and encodes 976 amino acids. The record is from RefSeq and is a predicted model, not a curated record.
AAAACAUAUGCUUUUUAAAAUUGCAGCGAGCGUGUGUUCUUUUACAAUUGAAAAUGAUGAGGUCCUAGAUCAACGUGCUAAAAUAAUAUAGUAGUUUAACAAUUAUUUCUUCAGAUUUAACAUGGCAAAAGUGGAACAUCGAAAAGAAGAUAUUUUUAAAAUUGAUAAACAACUUUUAUCCAAUAAAUAUGCUAAAAAAAUUAAUUUUGAUGAUAAUCAUAUUAAAAAACUUGAAAAUCUAGAAAAUUCUGAUAGCUUACUUGAAUUAUCAAUAGCCAAUAAUAAUAUCAAUAAAAUAUCUGGACUCACAAAAUUAACUUGUUUAACAGAAUUAAAUCUAUCUGGAAAUGCUAUUACAACAAUUGAAGGUCUCAAAACCCUAAUUAAUCUAGUCAGCCUCAACCUUUCUCACAAUCAUAUCAAAAAAUUGGGAAAUUUAUCAGCAAAUCAAAAUCUUUCGUCCUUGAACCUCGCUCACAAUGAAAUUUUUCAUAUAGCUAACAUUUCGUCCUUAAAUAAACUUAAAGAUAUAGAUCUGUCAUACAACAAAUUAAAAUCGCUUUCUAAUAUACCGUGUUAUCUGCCCAGAUCUAUUCUUGUUUUGAAACUCGCUCAUAACUGUCUCGAAGAUUUAACGCACGUAUACCACCUUUCUUACCUAUUAUCUUUGAGAGAAUUAUCUAUCCUUGGGAAUCCUUGCGUUUCAUUCUCGGAUACAAGAGUGCUAACCAAGCCGAGAAAUUUUGAUUACCGCCCGUAUGUCCUAAGCUGGUGUACCAAAUUGAAAAUACUUGAUAACCAAUCUACGUCCGAAACCGAAAGCUUAAAAGCCGAAUGGUUGUACAGUCAAGGUAAAGUCUCUAAUUUUAGGAUCGGCGAACACGCUAAUUUAGUCAUUUACUUAAUCAAACAUUGCCCGUUGAACCCGGAAGACGAUAUAUCAUCAUCGACAUCUCUCGACGAAAAUAAAUUAAAAACAGUUUUGAUUCAUCAAAAACUUUUCGUUUCUCAACUGGAUGAAGAAAAUAGGCGUAAGCCGAUAAAUGCUAACAAUAUUCCAGAUAGCCAACUCAAGAAUAAUCGACCGGAGCUAUCUAAGAUAAUGUCAAAAUCUUACCAUUCUUACACCAAUAAUUCCCCCGGCUCUCGUAAUAAUAACAAUAUUUUCAACGAGAGCUCACUCAAUAGCUAUAAAGGUAAAAACGAUAACAACAUUUACCGGGUCAAAGAAAAAUUUUCGGAACAAACUCGCAUACUAAUGAAUAAUAUCAACCGAAAUGCAAGUAACAAUCAACAUUGUAAAUCGCCCAUAACCUCUCCAACUAAAUUUGAAAUGAACGGUAUCAGAGGUUAUAGUAACAUUCCCGGAAGUGCUCAUAAAAUUACAAUACCAAUCCAAUCCACUAAAGCGAGAUAUAUAAUUCCCAUACAAACUGAUAAUGAAUCUAAUGAAAACACAGACACUUCUUUAACCGCCAGAAUUUCCAACAAUGCUAGCAUCAGCAGACUGAAAAAUGAACAAACAAAUCAUUCAAUUCAAACCUAUCAAAACAGCCCAGAUAGUCAUAAGACUGAGUACAAAUUAUCCAAUUCUUAUGGUUCGCAUCGGUCCAGCUCAAGUCCAUCUAAGCCUGGAGUUAAAAAAUUUGAAUUAAACAAGAAAUAUGAAAAAACCUCUAACGCCGCCACCAAGAUCCAAGCCUGGUGGAGGGGUCACAGGUUACGACACAAUCCCAGUAUUACUCAAAAAUUGCAAUGUAUGAGGAUGAGAAGAAUAGAGGAACAUAUUUUCAACAUACACGCUCAGAUUAAAUUACGUAACGAAGAAAAAAAAUUGGAAAAAGAAAUGAGAGAAACGCAAUUUAAUAUGCUGCAAAUAAUGUGGGAUGAAAUUAAAGAUUUGAAAAAAAGUAUCGAAAAUUUGGGUUCCCUUAUAUGUGAAGAUGUUGAUAAGAAUAGAAAAUUGAAUAUCAUCUUCAACCAAAAUUCAGCCAAAAAUGAAAUCAUAAGGCCAUCCACUUCUACCGCCGAAACUUUUAUAUUAGCAUCUCCUACCAAAAAUCAAGUGCAACCUCUAGAUUCUCAUACUAACGUAAACUUGCUUUUCAAAAUAGAUGAACCAUCUAAAUUAUCCGAAAACGCUCUAAAUGAUUCCCCAUUCCUCCCAACAGCGAGUAUCGGCAAAAAUUCAGAAUCUCAAACCAUUGUGAACACUCCUCUGAAAACCUCUGACCAACCCAAAAUUAGCAUGAAUCUUAACACCACUAAAGAUAAUAAUUACUCUGAAAAUCAAUUAAACGAAGUAGAUACUUCUCAUAUAAAUAAACCUGGGUUUGACGAAAUUGUGGUAAAUAACGCCUUUGAUGAUGUCGACUCAACUCAAGCUACUCUGGAACAAGAUACAAUGGAAGAUCCUUUACUCGCGGACUUGAAUGAAUUGGAGAACAAAGUUAUGAAUUAUGAAAAAUUAACUGAGGAUGAAAGAAGCUACUUGCUCAAUAACGUCUCAUCCACAAUUAUGAGCCUGCAAGAAAACUUGGCUAAAUGCCUGACGGCUGAAAAAACACCUAGUCCGUUACCUAAUUUAAAUACAAAUGCUUCUUCGACAGAAGGAACUGGAGAUAAACAAGUGAGGCACGAACGAAACAAGAAGCGCGGCGGUAAAACAUUAAGUUUAGAUAGGGCUUUAGAGUUGGUAGAAAAUAGCACCGAUGAUCAUCUUCAAUGGCCGAUAAAGUAUCCCAAAAUUUAUGAUUAUUUGACUAAAUACGACCCUAAAAUAUCAGUUAGCGCAACCGAUGGAAGUAAAAUAGAAAAAACCAAGGAGGGUGAACUAACCAAAAUUAUCGAUAAUAGUCAAGAAGUUGAUAACAAUAACGAUCUUCACAAGGAACGUGAUGAAGAGGAGGUUAGGGUUGUUAAUGAAAUAACCGACGACAUCGUUAAUAGUAUUUUAUUGAAGGCUAUCAAAAAGUAUAACGAUACUAAGGCUCACAGAAGUUUAAGCGCGCGGGCCGGCCGAUUUUUUGAUAUCGAUUUAACGAAACUGUGAUAAUACUAUUUUAAGUGACCUUUUAUGAAGAAGUAGAAAAAAAAUCAAGGAUAUAAAUAGCUUUUAUUUGUUUAUAUCAUUUUUAAAAUCGAGUUUAUUUUUUAUGGAUGUGUAAUUAUUCCGUAUCUCAAACAUUCCAAUAACAUUUUUUUGGCGGUCAAAUUUUAUUGCACUAAUUUCAAGCUUUUAAAUUCUCUCUCUCCUAAUGCAGAUAUUGAUUUAUAAUUAACCAAUCAAAUUAUGUCUUCUUUUUUUUAAAUUUAGAUCCGGUUGCUAU